AUGAUCAGAUCAGAUUCCAGAAGGGAGCUGCGACCCUACCAGUGGGAGGUGAUCAUGCCUGCCCUGGAGGGCAGGAAUAUCAUCAUAUGGCUGCCCACGGGGGCUGGGAAGACCCGGGCAGCUGCUUAUGUGGCCAAGAGGCAUCUAGAGACUGUGGACGGAGCCAAGGUGGUCGUACUGGUCAACAGGGUGCACCUGGUGACCCAGCAUUGCGAGGAGUUCAGCCGCAUGCUGGACAAACGCUGGGCCAUUACAACCCUGAGUGGGGACAUGGGGCCACGAGCUGGCUUUGGCCACCUGGCCCGGAGCCAUGACCUGCUCAUCUGCACAGCCGAGCUGCUACAGAUGGCACUGACCAGCCCCGAGGAGGAGGAGCACGUGGAGCUGAACGCCUUCUCCCUGCUUGUGGUGGAUGAGUGUCACCACACACACAAAGACACCGUCUACAACAUCAUCCUGAGCCGGUAUCUACAGCACAAACUCCAGAGGACACGGCCCCUGCCCCAGGUGCUGGGUCUCACAGCCUCCCCAGGCACUGGUGGGGCGUCCACACUUGAUGGGGCGAUUGACCACAUCCUGCAGCUCUGUGCCAACCUGGACACGUGGCGCAUCAUGUCACCCCAGAACUACCGCCCCCAGCUGCAGGAGCACAGUCCUCAGCCCUGCAAACAGUACAACCUCUGCCACAGGCGCAGCCAAGUGAGGAUCUACUACACUGUCUCCCGGGGGCCUGUGGUCAUCGACAGAACCUUCAAGGACUGGAAGCCUGGGGGUGCCAUUCACUGCAGGAACUGUGGGGAGGCCUGGGGUCUGCAGAUGAUCUACAAGUCAGUGAAGCUGCCAGCGCUCAAAGUUCGCAGCAUGCUUCUAGAGACACCCCGAGGGAGAGUCCAGGCCAAGAAGUGGUCCCGCGUGCCCUUCCUCGUGCCUGACUUUGACUACCUGCAACACUGUACCCAGAACCUGUCUGACUUCACCCUGGAUUGA
Puma concolor (puma) is the source of this 987-nucleotide messenger RNA. Lineage: Eukaryota; Metazoa; Chordata; Mammalia; Carnivora; Felidae. The record is from RefSeq and is a predicted model, not a curated record.